Molecule: messenger RNA, 2285 nt
Organism: Gallus gallus (chicken)
Lineage: Eukaryota; Metazoa; Chordata; Aves; Galliformes; Phasianidae
Exons: 3
Coding region: 44-850 (268 amino acids)
Source: RefSeq, a predicted model, not a curated record
GUAGCUAAAAGAGAAAAGUGUAACGGGGUCAAAGAAACACAUUAUGUUCAAAAAGAUCCAUUCCAUAUUUCACCCCAACUCCCACCGAAGAAAUGCAACAGAUGACAUUCCUUACUGGGGUGGCACAGGUUCUGCUGUCAGAUUGAUCCGCAGCACCUCUAUGUAUGUCCUUGGAGAUGAGCAGGAAAAAGUUAGUGAACCAUUAAAAAAAUGCAAAAGUACAAACAGCAUUGACUCCUGCAGCCAGUCAAAAGAGGAAGACAGGGAGUGGAUGUACUCUAAGACUCAAGACUGCUUGAAGUACUUACAGGACUUGUUAGCCUUGAGGAAAAAAUAUCUUGACAACAUCAAUAAGUUGAAAUCUAUGCAUAUGACUGCAGAUUCCCCAACAUCCACAAAAUCAUCCAAAACUGGAAAGAAGUCAUUUCUUCCGCUUUCCUCCAAAGAGUUUUCUAAGACAUCCAUGGAGAGAAGAAAAGUCCCACAGCCCAAUUCAGAUGUAAGAGAAGCGAUAGCGUUCUUUGACUCGGUUAUUGCAGAUCUGGAUUCAGAGAGAUGCCGGAGAGCUCCUGACAUGGACCUGCCAAAUGCAGAUGUUGAUUUUGAUGUGGCUACCAGCACAAGCGAACACAGUUUACAUUCAAACUGGAUCCUUCGUGCUCCUCGCAGGUACUCAGAAGAUACUGCCCAAACAGCAAAGGCUGCAAACCAGUCACAAAAAAACAGCCAACGAAGAACAACUGGCUCUAGAAAGAGGUUGGAAAGACAUCCCAUGUAUUUGCCCAAAGCUGUGGAAGGAGCAUAUAACACAUUAAAAUUUAAGCCCAAAACACGAAAGAAAGAAUAUUGAAAGAAUAUUCCAUCUUCACCUGAAGACAGACAUUUGAAACUGGCAUGGAAGACUUGAUGCUCUUUCUUUUUUUACCCCCAGCCCAUAUUUUGCACUCUAGAAAUAACAUGUGCAGUCACUGAAGAUUUUUCAUUUUGUAUACACUUCAAGCCAUGGCAAUUCUGACACUGGACUCAUGUGAGGAUUUAACUCAUCGAGUUCAUUGUGCCUAACAAUACCGCUUUGUCAUUCAGCACGGAGGGGAGCUCCCAACUUGACAAGCCUUCUUUUAGUGCUGCUAUUGAAAGCAAUGAUUCAGAAAUUAUCUGGUGUGGUAAAUUUUCUUCUGACUCCAAUACAGCAAGACAAUGCAGCUAAUACUCUAUGAGCUUUUGCAUCAGUGUUUCCAACUUCAGAGCAGUGAAGCAGAGUUUUCUCUGUUUUUUGUAUGUGAAAAUUUGUAUGUGCCAUUGUUGACUCUGUGGUCUGAGAGUAUACGGCAGCAUUGAGAUACAAGGAAGCAGUGGUACAAGCAGAAAAGGCUGUAGUGAAGGAACAAGCAUUAGAUACCUGGUGCUGUUUUGAGGAAUAGCUUUGGUGUGUUUUCGAAAAAAAAAUAUAGCCAAGUACCUUGCUUGCUGGUGGGAAUAGUUCUGUUCUUGGAUAAAACAAAAUCAAAGGAUUUGCUGCUUGCAAAAACAUGUUCAGCUGUUUUCAUAUAGUUACACCACCUCUUAGUUUACAUCUAUGUCAUCAUCUGGAUGCUGAGUAAACUUGAACCAAAUGCUAGGAACAUAGGCAUCCUACUAUGCAUGGAAAGAGCUUAAUGUCUUACAAAAGAACACUGUGUGAAUGAAGUGAAGCAAAGGUUAUCCUCAAGGGCAGGGGGCAAUCUGCAGGUAAAUCCACCACAUCAGCAUUAGAUUAUACGUAGUAUUCUGAUUUCUGCCAGCCCAUCAUUAAAUACUACACAUAUUAGGAAGAAUGCAGUCUAGAAUGUUCCUCUUCAGGCUUUUUCAUCUUAGAGGCAAUGUCUUUCAUGUCAGGCAUGAAACUGUUAUGACCCAUACUCCUCCUCUUUUUCUGUUUAUAUCACAGACAUCAGUCUGAGACAUCCCCAGCUCAUGCUUGGUCUUAAAAAUUUGCUAAGAUGUUUGGAUCAAGAGUUCGUUAACCCUACUGUUUUUUCAUCUGAUGUUUUUCAAUUGGUGGUUCACUGUGACAGACGGAUCACAACAACACUGACAUGACCAUCUCUUGUUUCUAUGUUUUGUAUGUUUUGUGCCUACAGGCUUGGAUAAAGGCACUGGCCAUCAAUAUAACCUAUCUGAUACAUCAUUUACUUUACUUUCUGAUACAUCAUUUACAUUUACUUUAUCGAGUGCACCCUCAGCAAGUUUGCAGACAACAUCAAGCUGAGCAGUGCAGUUGAUACAUUGGAAGGAAGGGAGGCAAU